AUAGCCCGCCGAUUUGGGCGUUUGCGCUACUUUCCUUACUAUUAGAAUAAACGAACAUGUAAUGAAGCAUGGGCCGGAAAAGUGCCACUCUGCCUUGUACACCAAGGCGUUCUACUCGACAAGUUAGGUCAACUUAUGAAGACCAAACGGCUCCUGAAAAUAAGAAGUCAGUCAGUCGAACUAAAAAGAGAUGUCAGUUGACCACAACCGAGAAAAGUCCCUCCAGUAACAAAGAUGAACAUCUAUCUGUUUUGAAUAAGCAUACAAAAAGACGUAGUAAACGAAUUAGUUCAUCAGUAGGAACACAGAAGUCAAGUCUUAAAGAAACAUUGGGCUUGGAGAAAGAAAGUGAAUUGUUAGAAGACGAUAAAAAGUUAUUGACAGAUAGCCACUUUCAAGAUGAGUGUAGUGUCAGCGAUUCAAGUGAUUUUGUAUCCCAGUGCUCAAGUGUCGAAAGACCUAAAAACAAGAAAAAAGGCAAUUUGUGCUUGUUUUCACAAUUCAAACCUAAGAAUGUGGCUAAAAAAUUAAUUAAACCAUCGAAAAACGUUAAUGUAGUUGAAAAUCUUCAAAGUGUUGUAGAUAAUGAUUCAGACGAUGAAACAGAAUGGGUUGAAGUGAAUGACGAACUAACUAAUGAAGUAGAUUUCAUGCAUAACCUUUUAAAUUCCAGUUCGAAUACUGUACCUUGCGAAGAUGGAGAAAAGAAACCUGCAUCACUAACUGUAGCCAUCCCUUUUGAUAGUCUCGCUAAAAAACGUUCGAAACAAGAUCCAAAACUUCUCGAGUUACUUGCACUAAAACGUAAACUAAAAGAACAUUACACAUUGAUGCAUUCAGUUCAUGUGUUAUGUUUUCUCGCUCAUAGUCGUGUGGUAAAUCGAACUUGUGACAGUUCCUUAUGCCGGGCGUUAGGUAUUUCACUUUUGGCUAAUACAAACGCAGUGUACAAUCAAAAAACAAAACAGUUUGCCAGAUUAUCAUUAUGGUCAAUUGAACAUGUAGAAGCAUGUCUUGUUUCAUUGUUGUCAUAUCAAGGAAUACAAAUAUGUACUGAUAAGAAUUCAUGCGGGGAUUAUGAAUACCAACUUGUUCAUCGUCUAUUAGAGUCCAAAUCAACUGAAGGUGAUUGUCUCAUACUACUUGUUGCAGCCCUUCGUUCGCUUGGAUUCGAUGUACGAAUAAUCCUUGGUCUUAACCCAAUACCUUUAUCACCUAGUGAAUCAGCGACUAAAAUCCUUACGUCUACAACUAAAGAAACUAAAAGUCCCAAUAAAGGAAAACAUAAUCGAAAAAUCAUUUCUUCAGAUGAAGAAAGCAUAUUUGAUACCGAUUUCGAUCACCAUUGUGAUGAUGAGAAUUCAAAAUCCAGCAUUACUCUAUUUGCUGAAGUGUUUCUACCGAAAUUGAAUCGUUGGGUGUGUAUUGAUCCAUCAUCGCCUACAGGUGUUGUGGAUAAAGUGAAUUUCAAACAUGGAUCUUUAUAUGUUGUCGGUGCUUGUUCUGUACGAUCAACUAGUCUUGAGUUAGUAUCUUAUGUUGGUAGAAAUCCAGUUGAUAUGUCUCCUCGUUAUGUUCAGGAUUGGUGUGUUUCUGCUCGUACUCAUCGCAUUCCUGCUGAGAAAUGGAGUAGUUUUCUUGAUAUACAAAGUAGAUUUUUUGAUAAAGAUGCUGUUGAAUAUGAUGCUUUAGUUUCUAAGUCGGAUACACUCCCAACUUUCCAACGAGAUAGUAAAGAUAAAGAUUCUAUUCAAGAAAAGCUUUUAUCUGAACCUUUACCCAAACGCAUGCAAGACUUUAAGAAUCAUCCAUUGUACGUUCUCCAACGCCAUUUACUUAAAUUUCAAGUUAUUUAUCCACCUGAUUCAAUCCCUUUGGGAUAUUUUCGUAAUGAACCGGUUUAUUCUCGUGAUUGUCUUCAUCUUUGUCAUACCAGAGAAUCAUGGUUAAAAGAGGCUAUGACUGUUCGUCUUCAUGAAAAACCUGCAAAAGUUGUUAAAGCUCGUUUAUCAAUGAAACGUAAGUUGUUACAAGGUUCUGAUUCUACACCUCCAACUGUUGAAAUAUUCGGUCCAUGGCAAGUGGAACCGUAUAUACCACCGAAAGCUGAAAAUGGUAUUGUCCCACGUAAUGCACAUGGAAAUGUUGACUUGUUUAAACCUUGCAUGCUCCCCAUAGGCUGUGCACACUUAUGUCUUUCUGGUAUGUUCUAUAUGGCUCUCUUUUUUAUCAUGUUUGAUUUAAUCUCUAUCGAAAGUAGUACGGAAUAAUUAAUCUACAUUGUGUAGGCUUUUUUAACCUAUCCAGAUUACAUUAUAUUGUGAUUUUUGCCUCCAAAUGCCCUGGUACGCCCGAGAGUGGGGAGAGUCCACUCUCCCUAUCGAAAUGCUCUCACAUGGCCACGCGUAUAUAGCCUCUGCCAGUGAAGUCCUACUCACUGCCUUCUCGUGGCGCGGUGUUGUAUACGAAAUUGAGAGGACGAAAAGCGAAUGUCCGGCGCUUUAACCGGAUUGGUGGACACGGAGGGUCCACCUAGGGGAGUUGGAAAACCCUGAUUCCAAACCAAUAGUGCACAUGGGCUGGCUCCAGUAUCCUGAGUGAACAAAUGGGGUAUGAAUCAAUCGUUGGUCACCGGCUACCAUUGGACUGCAUCUCCUCACGAUGCUCCACUGCCUUGUGGAUCAGAUGUUUAGAUGAAAGGCUCCGGGUGUGGUCCCCUAAGAAAACCACCUGUUUCGGUUUGGGCACCUGAGCAGUAUCACAGCCCUCACACAAAUCGAAUGAAAUUUGUGCGACGCAUGGGUAUCUGGUUCCCCUUUGUACAAAUAUUUAUGUGUUCAAAUAAAUAAAUAAAUGUUGUGAUUCAUUUUAUUUUAAAGAGUUAUUAUGAUAAAAAAGUGUUCGAUACAACAGAACACUAAAAAAUGCACCACAAAAUGUUUGAAAUAACAUAAAUAAUAGUUAUAUUUUGUUGUUGUAUCCUAAUGAAUAGAAAAAUUGUAUUUCUAACGUCUCGUGACUUAGUGUAAGCCACUUCUACAGAGUAAAUAAAUAACCUACAUUAAAUUAACACAAGUACUACAACAAAAAAUAUAUUUUCAUAGUUGAAAGCGUUAGUCAAUUGUGAAGCUAGACCACCAGGGAAAACCUGGAUGCACUGGACGGCCGCUUCGUCCUAUUGUGGGACUCCUCAGCAGUAAGCAUCCAAGUUUUCAAUUUAUAUGUACAUGUUAUUUAUGAGAAAUCUGAGCAAAAAUUAAUUCAGAUUUGUAGUCCAUAGCAGGAAAAUUAAGUACAAUGAUGUACUAGAAUGUGACACAUAAGUUGAAUUACUUUUGUAAAAAAGGGAGGAUAGUCAUGUAUUUAUCUUAAACUUGGUACAUUAGUUUGGAUUUAUAACUGUAGAACCUGAUGCGAACUUAUUGUGAAGAAUAUUCUUCGUCCAUAUAUCUGAGUUUUUAAUAAUGAAGUAUCACUCAAUAUAAGACAUAAUUUCAUUAGAAAUAUAACUAAGGUUUGAUUAGUUAAGAACAUAACACAAAAGAUCACUUUUGACUUCCAUUUUGAGCCAUGCUUAAUAGCAUCUCUAACACGUUUGUAUACUUAGUUGAUUAUUUCCAAUGAACGAGAUUACUUCUCUUAUCUUUCUCUUCUUUACCUCAUAACUUAAUUGAGGAGCUUGUAUAGAAGCUGUUUCUGGUAAAAAUCUUCCGGAAGGAUGAAAUUACAUCCAAGUUUAUUCAGUUAUAUACCUAUUAGUUAAAGGAUUAUUAACUAUCAAAAUUUAUUAAACUGAGUAAUACCUAUAAACUUAUCAUCAGCAUUACUUACGGUGUAUUGCUACCGCAUGGGACUAAUCGUCUCAAGAACUCAUUGAGGAUCAUCCGUUUAGAGAGUCCAUUUCCCGCAGACUAGGAGUUGAACUUCUCGCAUCAAUUAUUUAUGCAUCUAGUCUCUUACACACAGGCUGACGUUCCAACAGCUGCAAAGAAGGUUCAAUAAUCAGUUAAAGCUGUAUGUGUGGUUUCUGUUGGAAACUUUUGUUACAAGUUCUACGAAGUAUAUGGUUCCUACAUGAACAUCCUAUUUAACUCAUAACACUUGUCUAAUAUAAUUCUAUCUUCGAUUAUUGUUCAAAUGUUAUCUAACUUAACUGAAAAUUAUUUUGUUAUUAAAAAAUGUAUCAUCUGUAUAUUUUAACAUUAGGUAUACAGUAUAUUGCUAGAAAACUUGGAAUUGAUUGUGCAGAAGCUGUUGUUGGUUGGACAUUUCAUGGUAGUGGUUGGGCUCAUCCAAAUAUAAAAGGUUAUGUUGUUUGUAAAGAGUCUGUACCAGUUCUUAUUGAUGCAUGGCGUACAGAACAAAUGAAUGCAGCAAAAUUAGAGCAUGAAGAACGAAUAGAACGUGUGCUAAAAAACUGGAAACGAUUAGUUCGUGGACUUUUCAUAUGGCAUCGAGUUAAAGCACAAUUCGCUUUAGCUCCGUUGCAUAAUAAACAGACUACUGUUGAG
Messenger RNA from Schistosoma rodhaini, 4511 nucleotides. Lineage: Eukaryota; Metazoa; Platyhelminthes; Trematoda; Strigeidida; Schistosomatidae. The record is from the annotation of a GenBank genome assembly.